UAUCAGGAGCGGAGACACACAAUGAAGGAGAGUGCCAUGCGGAGACAUUGCUGAUAGACUUAUGUGAUCUUUUAGCGAUAGUGUCGAAGAUUUUGUAGGUAGUUUAGAUAGAAAUAGCUCUUUUUCGAGUGAAAACGCUUUUAUUCGGACUUUGAGCGCCAUAAGUAAGAGGUAAUCAUGCCCCCAACAACCCCUUACGCAGGAAAGUUCAACUCCUGCUCGUCGUACAGCAACAACAACCACGUUCAGCCGCCGAGCCCGUACCACAGCGGCUCUGCUCCGAAACUGUCCAGAGACAACAUCUACAACGGUUCCUACUCCCCGACCGAAAACCCUUACGACGUGCCGCAGCCUCACAGUGCGUAUCGGACCACCUCCGUCUCCUCUGUGAGUGCCAAGGAGCACCACUACGGCAGCAGCUGUACCAUUUCGGAGAACCCGUACUCCUCGCCGCAGCCUUGCAGCCCUCGCCAGCACAGCACUUCCUGUCCGGGCCGAGCGUACCGCCACACGAGCAGCAGCUGCAGCAGUGAGCACUCCUGCCGGAACAACGGGGCUGCGGCGAAAGCUCGGCUCUACGGUCAUGGCGUUGCCACCAGCUAUGGAGAGAUGUGUUACCACGACAACAGCUUGGUUUCGGCUUCCCUUGAGGCGCUGAUCCAGCAUCUGGUUCCCACUGUGGAUUAUUACCCGGAUAGAUCAUAUGUCUUCACCUUCCUGCUGAGUUCACGCCUCUUCCUGCACCCAUAUGAGCUCAUGACCAGGGUUUGUCACUUGUGUGUGGAGCAGCAGCGAUCCGGAGAUGCCCUGCUGGAUAAGAUCCGUUUCCGUGAGGUGGCACCGAAACUAGUGCAGCUGCUGACAGAGUGGACGGAAACCUUUCCAUACGACUUCAGAGACGACCGCAUGAUGCGAUGCCUGAAGGACAUGACACUCCAUGUGGCGCGAGGGGAUGAGUAUUCUUGGCGGGCCAUGCAGCAGAUGACCCAGCGUCUCAUCAAGCGCCUGUCUGCCCUCGGUCAGUACGAGGAAGCCGUAGCUGCGCUCAAUGCUGCGGCGCAGGAACGUCCGGCUUCUCUGAAGACCAAACAGGCUUCAGCUCAAAGGGCCGACAUGCUGAGCGUGUGCGACGAUCCUUUCAUCCUCGCUCAGCAGCUGACACACAUUGAACUGGAUAGACUGAGCUUCAUUGGUCCUGAGGAGUUUAUUCAGUCUUUUGCGAUGAAGGAUCCUCUGGAAAACCACAAGGGUUUCUUCCGGAAACGUAAAACCAGUAACCUGGAGGCCUACGUCAACUGGUUCAACAGGCUCAGCUACUUGGUGGCAACAGAAAUCUGCAUGGUAUUUUUCACACAGACAAAAACAAGAAAUGUGCUUCAUGGCAUCGAGUUUUUCAUUGAUGUGGCUCAGGAGUGUUUCAACAUCGGCAACUUUAACUCUCUCAUGGCAAUCAUCACUGGGAUGAACAUGAGCGUCGCUAGACUGAAGAAAACCUGGAACAAAGUCAACACAGACAAGUUUGAAAUCCUGGAGCACCAGAUGGACCCGUCUAGUAACUUCAGCAACUACCGCACUGCGCUCCGCGGCGCCACCCAGAGGUCCGAGACCGCACAUAGCAGCCAGGAGAAGAUUGUGAUUCCAUUCUUCAGCCUCCUCAUUAAAGACAUCUACUUCCUGAAUGAAGGCUGCGCCAACAGGCUGUCAAACGGACACAUCAACUUUGAGAAACUGUGGGAGCUGGCAAAGCAAGUGAGCGAGUUCCUGGUUUGGCGGCAAGUAAUUUGUCCAUUCGACAGAGACCGCCGCAUUCUUCAGUAUCUGGUCACCACGUCCGUUUACACUGAAGACGAGCUGCACCUGGCCUCCUAUGAGAGCGAAGGACCAGAAAACAACAUGGAGAAAGACAGCCGCAGAUCUCUGAGAUCUUCCCUUCUCCUCGAGAAAAUCGCUCUUAAGAAGUUUUCUCCACUUGAUACUUUCGAUUUAUAUUCCCAAGGCCAAAGUUUACAUUUUGGACCUAAGCAUGCUCCUGCAGAACAAUGGAUGCAACUUAAUCAACAAUAA
Messenger RNA from Poeciliopsis prolifica (blackstripe livebearer), 2064 nucleotides. RefSeq names its product ras-GEF domain-containing family member 1B-B-like. Gene Ontology annotation, cellular component: plasma membrane. Gene Ontology annotation, biological process: positive regulation of GTPase activity; Ras protein signal transduction. Gene Ontology annotation, molecular function: guanyl-nucleotide exchange factor activity. The record is from RefSeq and is a predicted model, not a curated record. NCBI's taxonomy places the organism in Eukaryota, Metazoa, Chordata, Actinopteri, Cyprinodontiformes, Poeciliidae.